This is a messenger RNA of Erinaceus europaeus (western European hedgehog), 5219 nucleotides long. Its product is annotated as phospholipid-transporting ATPase ABCA3-like. The record is from RefSeq and is a predicted model, not a curated record. The transcript is spliced from 31 exons. Gene Ontology annotation, cellular component: intracellular membrane-bounded organelle; membrane. Gene Ontology annotation, biological process: lipid transport; transmembrane transport. Gene Ontology annotation, molecular function: ATP hydrolysis activity; ATP binding; ABC-type transporter activity. Lineage: Eukaryota; Metazoa; Chordata; Mammalia; Eulipotyphla; Erinaceidae. The coding region runs from base 111 to 5213 and encodes 1700 amino acids.
CAUUGCGCGGUCCGCCGACGGCUGAGGGGGCGGUUGGGGAGACCGUGGGGAGGAGGCGGCAGCGAGCGCCCCCGCAGCGGCUGGGAGAGUUGAACACCUCUGGUAGAAGAAUGUAUUUGUUGAGAUCCUCUCAAUUUGCAGUGCUUCUUUGGAAAAAUUUUACCUUAAAAAGAAGGCAUUUAAGUUCUUUAAUUUUGGAAGUGUCCGCAGCAUUAGUGUUUCCAGUGAUGCUUUUGGUGGUCCAUGCCUUUGAUAAAGUAGAAACUCUGGGACCUUACAAAUUUACUCCUCAACCUACCAGCACUUGGCUUUCUUUCCUCAACAAUGCUGAAGAGUGGAAAUUGAUUUAUGUGCCUUCUAAUAUCAAUGUGUUAAAAGAUAUCAUCGAGGAUGUGAAGAGGAGUGUAAACAUCAGUGUAAAAGUUCAGGGCCUUUCUUCAGAAGCUGAACUUGAAAAUUACAUUAAAUAUAACUAUGGAUCACAAAAUGUGUUGGCUGUCGUCGUUUUUGAUUGUGACUUCAAAAACCACAAUGACCCUCUGCCACUUCAGGUAAAAUAUUAUCUGCGUUUUGCUAGGAUGCAGAGGACUAUCGAUUGGCCAGACAAGGAUGGCUGGAAAACAUCCUUACUCUUUCCUGUCCGGCCCUCUGCAGGACCCAGGAACCCUUUUCUUCAUGAUGGAGGUAGUCCAGGGUACCUCAGAGAAGGGUUCCUGGCUAUACAGCAUGCCUUAGAUAAGGCCAUCAUGCUGUAUCAUAAGAAAAAUGCUUACCAGAAGUUUGCUGAUAUGAAUAUCUUCAUACAGAGAUUUCCACAUCCAGUUCAUACCACUAAUUCAAUUACAAGGAUCGUUACCACUUUCUUACCUUUCCUUUUCAUAAUCAUGUUCUCUCCAACUUUACUUUCCAUCAUACGGUCCAUUGUUCGAGAAAGGGAAAAAAGGCAGAAGGAGUACCAGCUCAUAGUCGGACUUAAAAACUGGAUGAUCUGGACUGCCCAUUUCUUCACAUUCUUCUUUUUUUAUAUCAUUAUUAUCAGUCUGAUAUGUAUAAUAUUUUUUGUCAAGAUUGUCGAUAAACCAAUCUUCUUCUAUAGUGACUACAGUUUAGUCUUUGUCUUUCUUACGUGCUAUGCUGUUUCUUCAAUAUUCUUUGGCUUUAUGGUUAGCACGUUCUUCAAUAAAGUCCAUAUGGCUGCUUCUGUUGGAAGCGUCCUGUAUUUUGUCAGUUUCUUUCCAUUCACCUCCAUUUCUCGCAACUAUGGAAAGAUAAGCUACACCAAGAAGAUGGCUGUUUGUCUCAACUCAAAUGUCGCACUGGCACUGGGGAUCAAUCUUCUGAUCAAGUUAGAAACUAAAGAAAUUGGUGUUAAAUGGACUAAUUUUUGGACACAAGCCAGCCUUGAUGAUGACCUUACCUUUGGCAGUUUGACGGAAAUGCUUUUAAUGGAUGCUUUAAUAUAUGGCCUUGUGACCUGGUAUAUAGAUGCUGUCUUUCCAGGAAAGUAUGGCAUACCCCAACCAUGGUACUUUUUCCUUCUGCGUUCAUAUUGGUUUACAGAAAUAGAAGUUAAAGGGCGUCAAAGGAAAAGAUUCCGCUUGAGACCCCGGGGCACCCAUUUUGAGUCUGAACCUACUAAUUUGGUGGCAGGUAUUGAGAUGGAUCAUUUGCACAAGGAAUUUGGUGACAGCGUGGCACUAAACAACCUGACUUUGAACUUAUAUAAGGGGCAGAUCACUAUUCUAUUAGGACAAAAUGGAGCUGGAAAAACCACAACUAUGUCUAUUCUUACAGGCACUUACCUUCCUACAAAAGGAAUGGCCUUUGUUAAUGGAUAUGACAUCUCAAAGAACAUAAAUGAAAUUCGAAAAAACUUGGGCUUCUGUCCACAACAUGACUUCUUGUUUAAUGAGCUGACACUAUCAGAACACAUUUUUUUCUACACUGUGAUAAAAGGUCUACAUCACAAGUUGCAUAUGCUGAAAACUCGCCAGGUGCAGUCUGCUGAUAUUGACCACAUGUUGUCUGCUUUUAACCUGCUAGAAAAGCGUAAUGCAUUUUCAAAGUCACUGAGUGCUGGAACAAAGCGCAAACUCUCCAUCAUCAUAGCACUUAUAGGAACUUCCAAGGUACUAUUACUAGAUGAACCAUCAUCUCGCAUGGACCCAGUCUCUAGGAGGAUCACCUGGGAUCUCCUUCAGCAUUAUAAAACCAAUCGCACCAUCUUGUUGUCCACCCACUACAUGGAUGAAGCUGACAUUCUGGGUGAUCGCAUUGCCAUCAUGGUCAAGGGGACUUUGCAGUGCUGUGGAUCAUCAGUCUUCCUGAAAAAAUUAUAUGGUGUUGGGUAUCACAUAAUCAUGGAGAAGAAAGUAUACUGUGAUGUUGGGAAGAUCUCUGCAUUGAUUCAGUUUCAUAUUCCAGAUGCCACUUUGGAGAAUAAUAUUGGAGCUGAAUUAUCUUUUAUCUUACCCAAAGAGUAUUCACACAGGUUUGAAGCUCUGUUUGAAGAUCUGGAAAACAAACAGAAAGCUCUGGGCAUAAUCAGUUAUGGUAUUUCAAUCACUACCAUGGAAGAAGUCUUCUUUAAGGUCAUCAUGCUGGCAGAUUCCCAAGUGGAUUUUCAAACUGUGCAGUACACUCCCUUGAAGGACCAAAAAGGAAAUAAAGACAUGAAUAAGAAUUUGUACACUUCCUUGAAUCAAAAAACAACUAAAGACAUAGAUAUGACUAUGAAUAUGAAUUAUGAGAUAAAAAAGUUUUCCAAACUGAAUGAAAUUGCUACCAUUAAGUUUAAUACUGGGUUUCUUCUUUACCGCCAGCAAUUUUAUUCCAUGUUUAUAAAGAGAGCAUUAUUCAGUUGGCGUAACCGGAUGCUGAUGUUGCUACAGGUGUCAGUAAUUUUGGGUGUCACUACAUAUUCCUUAAUAAAUGUAAACUCUAACUAUGACCUGCCCAGCAGAGAAAUGGAUGUGAGCCAAUAUGGUCGAACAAUUGUACCUUACUCAAUUACGGGGCAUUCUAAGUGGACUCUGCAUCUCAUAAAGAAUCUUAAGACCUUCCUAAAGCGUAAGAACCAAGUUCUUCGGAAAGUGAAAGGUAGUAUAAUAAAUCACUUAUUGGAAACUAAAGACUAUCUUGCAUUCUCCAUUAUUGCGUUUUCCAUUGAGGUUAAUAAAAACAAAACAGUGAUUACUAUGUUCUUCAAUAAUGAGGCCUUUCAUUCAGCAGCAAUAUCCCUGGCAGUGUUAGACAACAUUCUCUUUAUGACACUUUCUGGCCCCAGUGCUUCCAUUCAAGUCUUCAACAAGCCUCAACCCCAACCCAUUUAUGAUACUAAACUAGCGUAUGCAAAUGGACUACAAGUAUCAUUAUGUUUGACUUUCGGCAUGGCUAUUCUGGUCAGUAGCUUUUGCCUUCAGACAGUGAGUGAAAAAACCAAUAAGGCAAAGCAUAUCCAGUUUGUGAGUGGGGUCUAUAUAUGGAUUUACUGGCUUUCAGCUUUGCUGUGGGAUCUCAUCUACUUCUCCAUUCCCUGCUGCUUACUGCUGGUAGUGUUCGGAUUCUGCAGAAUGGAUGCCUUUAUUGCAGAUUACCGCUUUGUGGAUACAAUGAUCAUCUUUAUACUGUAUGGCUGGUGUGUUGUUCCUUUCAUGUAUCUUGCAAGUUUGCUGUUUUCUAGCACUACUGCUGCCUACAUCAAGCUCGUCUCCUUUAAUUCCUUUACGACUGUUUUCAGCGUCUUCUUUCACUCUACAUUACACCAGUAUGCUUUUUUGUUCUAUGAAAAAGAAUUAUCCAUAUCUCAUCUAUUAAUGAUGCUUCCUAAUUACAACUUUGCAAUGAGUAUCGGCAAAUUAUUUAAUGACUAUGAGUUAAAGACACACUGUGCCAAGAAAAUACUAAACUGCAGUAAAUCAUUUGUUGAGGGAAGUGUCUAUACUUUUGAGGAACAUGGAAUCGCAAAGUUCUUAAUUGCAUUGUUCACCACUGGUUUAUUCUAUCUCCUUUUGCUUAUGUGUUUGGAGAGUACACUCUGGAACCUGAAAAAUUUUGUCUUUCAUAAAAUUAUAUCUAAAGUCUACAGCAUGCUCAAGAAAAGCAAGAAGACUAUCUGGCCAAGGAAUAGAGUGUCCAGAAAUGUACCCAAGGGAAAUUUUGAUGAAGAUGUGGAAAAUGAGAGGAGGAGAGUCCUGGCACUACUUUCUAAACUGAAGAAGCCCCCUCUGCUUGUUAAAGAACUUAAAAAGGUUUAUUUUAAGUGUCCAAUUGUCAUGGCUGUAAGAGAUAUCUCCCUCGUAGUCAAAAAGUCUGAGUGCUUUGGAUUACUUGGAUUUAAUGGAGCUGGAAAAACUACAAUAUUCAAAAUGUUGACUGGAGAUUAUCCCACAACCUCUGGAGUUGUGUUAAUUGAUGGCAUCAACAUCACUAAAAAUUUUGCCAAGGUUAGGUCAAGAAUUGGCUACUGUCCUGAAAUUGACCAUAUCCUGAUGAACCACAUGACAGGUCAAGAAUCACUGAUGAUGUAUGCCAGGUUGCGUGGGGUCCCUGAGCCCCACCUUUACAAGUAUGUGAACACCUUUCUCUAUAUGUUGCAUCUGGAAUCCCAUGCUAACAAGUUUGUCUCCAGAUAUAGUGCUGGAUUUAAGCGUAGGUUGACGGCUGCUAUUGCUUUAAUGGGAAACUCCUCAGUUAUCUUCCUGGAUGAACCAUCAGCUGGCCUGGACCCAGUAGCCAGGCGCUGGCUCUGGAACUUAAUUACAUGGAUGUGUCAAAAUGGCAAAGCCAUCGUCAUAACUUCCCACAGCAUGGAAGACUGUGAGGCCCUCUGUACCAGGCUGGCCAUCAUGGUGCAGGGGAAGUUCAAGUGUUUAGGCAGUCCUCAGCAACUCAAGAACAAGUUUGGCAAUAUUUAUAACCUGAUAGUAAAGAUUAAGUAUGGUGAUGAUGACAAUAUGCUAACAGAGCUAAAAAAGUUCAUUGCAACAGCUUUCCCAGGUAGCGUCUUAAAGCAGGAGCAUCAAGGAAUUUUUCACUAUUACAUUCCCAGAAAGGAAGUUCACUUGGGAAAGGUAUUUAAUAUUUUGGAGGAAGCUAAAGUUCAAUUCAACCUAGAAGACUAUUCUAUCAGUCAGGUAACAUUGGAACAAAUCUACCUGACUUUUGCGAAUAUCGAGACAAAGAAAUAUCAUCAAGAAAUAAAGGGUCUGUGAGAUUCA